This is a messenger RNA of Botrytis cinerea B05.10, 2073 nucleotides long. RefSeq lists its product as hypothetical. NCBI's taxonomy places the organism in Eukaryota, Fungi, Ascomycota, Leotiomycetes, Helotiales, Sclerotiniaceae. The transcript has a single exon. The record is from RefSeq and is a predicted model, not a curated record. Gene Ontology annotation, molecular function: zinc ion binding; DNA binding; DNA-binding transcription factor activity, RNA polymerase II-specific. Gene Ontology annotation, biological process: regulation of DNA-templated transcription; DNA-templated transcription. The coding region runs from base 68 to 1888 and encodes 606 amino acids.
GAACGUACCCCGAGAUCUCACUUAAGUUUGAAUAUUGAAUAGUAGCUAUAAGGAGCUCAUCACCAAUAUGUCUACAACGUCCCCGAACCUGUCUCCUCCCCCCGAGGAGCCACUCCGACCUGCCCCUCUCGCAUGCACAAAUUGCCGCAAAAAACAUCAGAGGUGUGAUGGGAGACAGCCGACCUGUGCUCGCUGCGCUGGGAAAAGUUUACAAUGCAGCUAUAUGCCAUCUCGGCGCGGCUACAGAGGUUGUUCAAGUCGCGAUCCAGAACCAGACCCGGCCCAAGGACUGGCUCUUGGCACAAGACGGUCAGAUCGACUUGCUGAAAAUUCUACUCCACGAUCCGGGGAGACUGUCACGAGUUUCCUACCGCAGAUACCUGGUGAGUAUUUGGACAUUUCAGACAGCAGCUGCCAUGAGACGAGAACAAGAAUUUUGGAGAGCCAAACCAGUAGCGAUGGCACCCUCCAAAUACCUACCCUGUCCUCCGUUUCGGGCCAUUCAACAUUCAUAACACCAUCAAUCGAUGCAAAUCAGUGUGUCGAUCUGUUCUACACAUAUUUUCAUCCUGCUCAUCCAAUUCUAAUUCCAAAACCAUUUUACUUCAAUCGGGGCUAUCCGAAUUAUCUUCAGCAAGUGGUCUAUUUUAUUGGAAGUCAUUACUCUUCCUCACUAUCAAGCAGUCGACUUCGCACCAUCGCCGCUGACGAAGUUGCCGAUAAUACACAAAAGACAACUUCUAUGGUGCAAGCUCGUUUGCUAUUUGCAAUCGCGCUGCAUGGCCGGAAUGAGAUCAAGGAGGCUCAAGCAAUGCUCGCCCAAGCCGUUAGUCUUGCUUUGGAAAUAGGCAUGAAUCAGAGAGAAUUUGCAGCCGCGCAUGGUGGACAACAGACCAUCGAGGAAGAAAGCCUACGCCGUACAUGGUGGGAGCUCUACGUCGUCAACAGCAUCAUGGCUGCCUUUUGGAGGAAGUCUGAGUUCAACGUUCAUAGCUUCGCGUCAGAUGUGCUCCUACCUUGCGAAGAGGCCGUUUUUGCAGAUGCAGCCUGCAUGCCAGACCCCCCGUCAGUAGCACAAUACGACAAUCGAUUAUUUGCGGACGACGAGUUUCAAUUCUCUUCAUUUUGCUAUAGGAUUGACGCCGCGCGUAUUCUUACAAGAGUUCUAGCCCUGACUGGAAAUUACGAUGUCCAUCACGACCAAGUACAAGCUGUUGAUAAUGCUCUUGCUGGCUGGGCCCAUCAUCUUCCACCUGGCAAAGCCGACAUUAUCGACAAGUUCGGCGAGGUUGAUGAAAUUCUAUUCCAGGCGCAUAUGAUCAUCCAAUACGCAAGUCUUUUCUUGCACUUUCCACGGAGCAAUUUACUUUCAACGCCUGCAGCAACAGCCGACAUUGCAGGCGGCCAAAGAGACCUCCAUGUAUCGCCCUCCUCUACCCAACACGUGCAUGCUAUAAAGGCAACCGAAGCCUCGAAACAGCUUUCGAAUCUCGCCGCGUUACGAUUGCCGGUGCAAAAUCACAGCCCAUUUUUCAUCUGUGGACUGGUUCUAGGCGCAGUCGUACAGCUGUCAGCAUGCUCUGUCCAUUCUGGAAACUGCAUGGGACAACAUCGAGAUCGAGUGGCACUGAUCAUCGGCGUCUUAAAGUCGUUGAGUCAAACCUGGGCAUUCUCACAGCUCGUUCUCCAACAAAUCAAGAAGGUUGCUAUUGAAGUUUUCCACAUCCAAGAAAUGAGGACGAAUGGACCCUCGCAAGUAAAUACUCACGAUAGCGGCAUCGAUAUGACUAUAGGCGAAGAUCAAAGUUGGCUCGACAAUCUCGACAUUCAGACAUUGCAGAAGAUGAUGCCAUUCAAUAUGGAUAUGGUCUACAAUGAAUCUGAAUGAUCGUACAACCAGGGUAUCUGUUCGCAAUCAAGGGAGUAGGCUAGCGGAAUGCAUGUAUUAUUGACUAUGUAGAAUUUGCUAUAGUGAUCCCAAUCUAAAUCCAGCAGCGAAAGAUAUUAUACAUGCACGUAAGAUGCACGCGUCAUAUCUUUCCAACAGUAUCCAAUAAUCCAGACUAUAAUUCA